Haliotis rubra (blacklip abalone) is the source of this 2899-nucleotide messenger RNA. RefSeq names its product phosphatidylinositol phosphatase PTPRQ-like. The transcript has 21 exons. Bases 110 to 2899 code for a protein of 929 amino acids. Gene Ontology annotation, molecular function: protein binding; transmembrane-ephrin receptor activity. The record is from RefSeq and is a predicted model, not a curated record. Gene Ontology annotation, cellular component: neuron projection. Lineage: Eukaryota; Metazoa; Mollusca; Gastropoda; Lepetellida; Haliotidae. Gene Ontology annotation, biological process: axon guidance.
CGACUAUAAUAUUACAGCCUUGCAGUCCUACACCGACUAUACAAUAGUUAUAUCUUGUGUCAACAUAAACGGAACAGGGGAGGAAAAGAGCACCACUGUUCAAACGAGCAUGGCUGUUCUGUCACCGCCAAAGAAGUUCUGGGCCUCAGUCAACAGCUCGUCCAGUGUGACCCUGUUCUGGACCCACGCUGACCACCAGGACGGACCGACCACCUACUACAUUACUGUUGGGGAAGCAGCCAACUUAACCUCAGACAGCUUCCAAGAGAAAAUGGUUGUCAGUGUCAGCGGGUUCUAUAGCACAUCCGUGCUGGUUGAGAGUCUACGGAGUUACUGGAAUUACACCUUCAACAUCACAGCAGCUACUCCAGUUGGAAACUCAAGUGUCUUGUCUGUGAAUGAAACUGUCCGGACUAAAGAGUCAGCUCCUGGCAAGGUAGAAAAUCUUCGCAUCCAUCAGGAUCCAGGAAAUUAUACCAGUGUUGAAGUCAUCUUCUCCUGUCCCAAAGAAACCGAAAGACAUGGCGUCAUAAGAUAUUACAAACUGUCGUAUGAAGCUAAGGAGAAAUAUAUAACAAACGUGACAGAAAAUCCCCAAGGAUUAAUGAUUUCAGCUCAACCUGAGUCGAACUGUAACUACUCACAGGUUGUAUCCGUGACACCACAAACAAACUACAAGUUUUCGGUUGUGGCUCAUGAUUCGUUUCCAGGCAGUGAGACAACUGAACGUUAUUUCGAAAAAAUUGGGACGCCAGGGAAGGUAUCGGAUUUCACGAGCACGUCCACCACCAGCACCUCCACCUGCCUGUCCUGGGAACCUCCCACAUACCCCAACGGCUACAUCCUGGGAUACAUCCUGUAUGUCCACACAGAUGAUAGGGAGUGUCAGCAGGCUGUGUACAUUGUCUGCACUGACUGCCAGUCUCAUGGAACCUUCAGAGUUGAGGAUGACAGGUGUCGUCGAUCCCGAAAUGUCACUGUACAAAAACUCGAAACAUCUCCCACCAACUAUGACGUCACCGACCUUUUGUCGUACACUAACUACACCUUCACCGUGGCUGCUGUCAAUAACUUCAGCAUGGGGAUUAACACGUCUCUAGCAGUACAGACAGACAUUGGUGUUCCAUUGGUGCCUGGAAAUCUCUCCGCAUCUGUGGUAAAUGCAUCGUCGGUGGAAGUUACCUGGACUCCCCCAACUCACAAGUCUGGACCGACGAACUACACCAUUAUCCCACAACAGGCUACCGGAAGACUUUCUUCAACGUUCGAGAACAUAAGAAAUGUUACUGUGAACGGUUACAAAUCAUCUAAAACAACCAUUAACAGUCUAUUGAGCUCAUGGAGGUACACGUUCAGCAUCGUAGCCAGUACAUCUAAAAGAGGUUCCCUUCCCGUAGACUUAGGAAGCAACAUCAUAACCCAGGAAUCUCAACCUUGUGAAGUACAGAAUUUGAAAGUCUCAUCGAUUCCUGGCAAUUUCACUGCUGUUCAUCUGGCCUGGGACUGCCCAAAAGAAAGAGAAAGGAACGGCUUUAUCAGGAAUUACACGAUACAGUAUUCGGAUUUGGGAGAAGUAGAUAAGGUUUAUGGCCAUUAUAAACCUGAGGAUCCAUGUGACAAGACACAUAUCGCCAUCUUACCAGUACGACCAGAACACGACUACACAUUCACUGUUUCCGCUAUUGCGAUGUACAGGGGCAAGCCGAAACAAUCAAAUGUGUUCCAUGCCACUGCUGGAAAACCCCUGAAAAAAGAUUCAACGGAAAUAUUCAUCAGCAGAGCAGCACAAAACACAGGCGCUGCCACCGAUACGUCCAUUGUUAUAUCUUUUGAUUCAAAGACGCUGCUCGACGGUACAAAUGGGAAAGUAGUUGAAGCAGGAAUUCUUGUUAUGAAGAAGAGUGAAACACCACCAACGGACCCUGAACAUGUGACUGACUGGGACACAUGGAAGAACUGGUAUUUGUGGAAGAACAGUGGGUAUAAGGGUUCUUACCGCCCAACUCCACAACACUACCUGAUGGCAGCUAGGAUAAGGAGGAGUGCUUCUCCAGGGGAGAGUCUUACUUCUUACUCGGUUGGUGUGGAUGAAAACUGCGACAGUGAAAAAGACCAGUUCUGUAAUGGGCCCCUGGAACCAGACACUGCAUAUAUGGUUGUUGCUGUGUCGUGUACCAGUGCUGGAUGCACAUCCACUGAGCCUUUCGGUAACUUCAAGACAAAACCACUUGAUGAUGUCACACCAUGGAUAAUCGCCUUUGGGGUGAUCACAGCUCUUCUGCUUUGUGUCAUCAUUAUCCUUGUUAUAUAUUUCAAGGUUGUUCAGCCAGUAAAGACACAGAGAUCACGGGGAAAAGGCCCUGCAUUAGAGUUGUCCUUGAGAGGUACAGGACAGAGUGAGGACAUCCCCUUCGAAGUAGCAUGUGGAUCUACUAGUGAUUACCAGGAUACACAUGCGAAUAGAUACUAUGAGAAUGUAGAUAGCAGAAAUCAACACACGUAUGAAUCGUUGGCCAGUCAAGUAAAUGACCACGACAUGCAUUUGUACGAAACUGUGCAGGAUGCUGAUGUACAGACGUCAGAUACUACCUCUUAUAUCUUCCUCACUCUCACCUUCGCCACCAUCAAGUCAAAAUUCACUAUCUACAUCGACAACAUGGACAACAGCAACAUCACCACAGCUAACGUCAACACCAUCUUCACCACCACCACCACCACCACCACCACCGCCGCCGACACCUACUACGACAGACACGCCUUGUAUUAUUCUUGGCAAGUCAUUCUCGAGACUAAAGUAACCAACAUCACAGCGACGUUUGUUGGUGAGACCUACAUAGCUCUUGGAUGGACAAACCCCAACGAUACCAACUUCAACCGAGCCUACAGUCAACGGUCAUAG